CUGUCUUUUGUGCUUGAUUCCUUCAGACACGAUGACCUGAAGGAGAUGCUGGACAGUAAUAAAGACUCCCUGAAGCUGGAGGCCAUGAAACGCAUCGUAGCGAUGAUCGCACGUGGUAAAAAUGCCUCGGAUCUUUUCCCUGCAGUGGUGAAGAACGUGGCCUGUAAGAACAUCGAGGUGAAGAAGCUGGUGUAUGUGUAUCUGGUGCGCUACGCUGAAGAGCAGCAGGAUCUCGCUCUGCUCUCCAUUUCUACCUUCCAGAGAGGAUUGAAGGACCCGAACCAGCUGAUCCGAGCGAGCGCUCUGCGUGUGCUGUCCAGCAUCAGAGUGACCAUCAUCGUCCCCAUCAUGAUGCUGGCCAUCAAAGAGGCGGCGUCAGACAUGUCUCCAUACGUCCGCAAGACCGCAGCACAUGCCAUCCCAAAACUACACAGUCUGGACCCAGACCAGAAAGAUCAGCUGAUUGAAGUGAUCGAGAAGCUGCUGGCUGAUAAAACCACACUGGUGGCAGGCAGUGUGGUGAUGGCGUUUGAGGAAGUCUGUCCUGACCGCAUUGACCUGAUCCACAAGAACUACCGUAAGCUGUGUAACUUGCUGAUCGACGUGGAGGAGUGGGGUCAGGUGGUCAUCAUCAACAUGCUGACGCGCUACGCCAGAACACAGUUCCUCAACCCCAACAUCAACGAGUCUCUGUUGGAGGAGGGCAGCGAGAAGGCUUUCUACGCCUCUGAUGAUGAGGAAGAUGAAGAUAAGAAAGCCGAGGCGGCUGCUCUGGCCAAGAGGAAGCCGUAUGUGAUGGACCCAGAUCACAGACUACUGCUAAGAAACACCAAACCUCUGCUGCAGAGCCGCAACGCUGCCGUGGUGAUGGCAGUGGCUCAGCUCUACUUCCAUUUGGCUCCUAAAGCAGAGGUGGGCGUCAUUGCUAAGGCUUUGGUCAGGCUAAUGCGCAGUCACAGUGAAGUGCAGUAUGUCGUGCUUCAAAACGUGGCCACCAUGACCAUCAAGAGAAGGGGAAUGUUUGAGCCGUAUCUGAAGAGUUUUUAUAUCCGCUCCACCGACCCGACGCAGAUCAAAAUUCUCAAGCUGGAGGUUUUGACUAAUUUGGCUAACGAGACGAACAUCUCCACCAUCUUGAGAGAAUUUCAGACGUAUAUUAAGAGCAUGGAUAAGGAUUUUGUAGCUGCCAGCAUUCAGGCUAUUGGUCGAUGUGCUACCAACAUCGGUGAAGUCAGAGACACGUGUCUGAACGGCCUCGUACAGCUGCUGUCCAACAGAGAUGAGUUAGUUGUGGCUGAAUCAGUGGUGGUGAUCAAAAAGCUUCUCCAGAUGCAGCCCGAGCAGCACAGUGACAUCAUCAAACACAUGGCCAAACUCAUCGACAACAUUCAGGUCCCGAUGGCUCGUGCCAGCAUCCUGUGGCUGAUCGGCGAGUACUGUGAACACGUUCCCAAGAUUGCCCCUGAUGUCCUUCGAAAAAUGGCCAAAACCUUCACUAAUGAGGAGGACAUCGUCAAGCUGCAGAUCAUCAACCUGGCCGCCAAACUAUACCUUACUAACUCAAAACAGACUAAGCUGUUGACUCAGUAUGUACUGAACCUGGCAAAAUAUGACCAAAACUACGACAUCAGAGAUCGUGCCCGCUUCAUCCGCCAACUCAUUGUGCCCACCGAUAAGAGCGGCGCUCUCAGCAAAUACGCCAAGAAGCUUUUCCUUGCACUGAAGCCUGCUCCCGUCCUGGAGUCUCCAUUUAAAGACAGAGAUCACUUCCAGCUGGGGUCACUGUCUCACCUGCUGAACGCUAAGGCCUCCGGAUACCAAGAGCUGCCCGACUGGCCCGAAUCAGCGCCUGACCCGUCCGUGCGCAACGUGGAGGUUAUUAGGCUGCUCGAAAGAGUCACCACUUUAACCAGCAUUCCAGAGUGGAGCAAAUGCACAAGCCGGAAGGAUCGUAAGGAGAAGAAAGUGGAGAAGCCAUUUUACUCAGACUCUGAAGGAGAAUCUGGCCCGACCGAAUCAGCAGAUAGUGAAUCAGAUUCAGGCAGCGGGUCAGAAAGCGCCAGCGGCAGUGAAGAAAGCAGAUCCGCCAGAUCCGGUUCAGAGAGCGAAGACAGCGGAGAAGAGAGCGAAUCUGAGGAGGAAGAGGAAGACGAAGAGGAUCAGAAGAAAAAGAAGAAAAGAUUGGAAAAGACCAAAGCUAGGAAGGCGGUGGAGGAGAGUGCAGAAAGUGAGCAGAGCAGUGGUGCCGAGGACAGGAAACGAAGCAGGAAGAUGGUGAAGAAUCAGAAAAGUGUGUCAGAAUCAGACAGCGAAUCAGAGAGCAGCGAGUCGGAGGAGGAGUCAGAGGAAGAGUCAGAGGAGGAGUCUGAGUCAGACACUGACAUCAGAAAGAAGAAGGCGCCCGUAUCAAAACCACCUCCCAAACCAUCCAAAAAAGAGAGCAAGAAGGAGAAUAAAGAAAUGUCUUUGCUGGAUCUGGAUGACUUUGAACCGGCUCCAGCAUCGGCUCCGGUGACUCCAGUUAACUUCCUUUCCAGUAGUCUGGUGUCUGAUCUGGAGGGUUUGUCACUGACCGACACUAUUCUGGCCCCUACAACUAUCGCACCAUCCGGUUCAAUAAAGAUGUAUGAGCUCCUGCACCGUAUAACGGGCGAGGGUCUGGCGGUGGAGUACUGCUUCAGCAGGCAGCCCUUCAGUCCAGACCCCAACAUGGUGGCCGUGCAGAUCCAGUUCACCAACAACACCAACGCAGAGACCAAAAACCUGCACAUCGAGGAGCCGCGGCUGCAGUCCGGCAUGAGGAUUCGAGAGUUCUCUGAGAUAGAGGUGUUAGCGGCGAAUGAAUCGGUUACCGUGGUGAUGGGAAUAGAUUUCUGUGAUUCUACGCAAGCAGCAAACUUCCAGCUGUGUACUCACACGCGCAAGUUCUACGUUUCAAUCCAGCCCCCCGUCGGGGAGCUCAUGACUCCAGCGUUUCUGACGGAAAACGACUUUAAGAAGGAGCAAGGCAAACUAAUGGGAAUGAAUGAGAUCUCGGAGAAGUUAACACUGGGAGACAAGUGUGUGAACGAACAUGUCAUCGUUGAGAGAGUCACAGCCACUGCCAACUUAAGCAGAGUUCCCUGCGGUUCAGAUAAAGAGUGCAG
Molecule: messenger RNA, 3146 nt
Organism: Danio rerio (zebrafish)
Lineage: Eukaryota; Metazoa; Chordata; Actinopteri; Cypriniformes; Danionidae
Source: RefSeq, a predicted model, not a curated record